Molecule: messenger RNA, 3106 nt
Organism: Serinus canaria (Common canary)
Lineage: Eukaryota; Metazoa; Chordata; Aves; Passeriformes; Fringillidae
Product: zinc finger and SCAN domain-containing protein 2-like
Exons: 8
Coding region: 116-3106 (996 amino acids)
Source: RefSeq, a predicted model, not a curated record
AGAAGGAGGAGAAGGAGGUGGGGUUCGGGAAGAGGAGGAGGAGAAGGGAUGGAAGGGGAGGGAUGGAAGGAGGAGAAGGAGGUGGGGAUAAGACAGAGGAGGAGCUGGAUAGGGGAUGGAAGAGGAGGAGCGGGAGGAAGAAGAGGGACAAAGGCGGAUCAGGGCUGAGCAGCCGGAACCACGCGCUCGAGCCCUGCCUGAAUUCUCAGGCCCCACCUGUGGGAUCAUCGCCCCCCCCCAUGGCGCAGAAUUUCCCAUUGCCAACCCCUGGGAGGCUGUGAGGAAGAGGAAGAUGCCCCAGGACACUGAGGCAGAGCAGGAGCUGAGCAUGGAGAGCAGGGAGGACAAAUCCCUGGGGCAGAACCUGGUGGCAGAGGCCGUUUUGAGCAGCUCCACAGCACAGGAACUCAACGGGGAGGAAAAGCCUUGGAGAUCCCGCACGAGGAGGGGCUGCAAACGCAGAUCACAGGGAUCUGAGAGGGAAAGAGCCAGCCUGGGCUGGGAAGGCGGCCGGAGAUGGAGCCAGAGCUCGGAGCUGGUGCUGCAUGAGCAGGUUCAUGGUGGGGAGAAGCCCCACACAUGUGGGGAGUGUGGGAAGAGCUUCAGGUGGAGCUCUAACCUGAUCAAGCACCAGAGGACCCACACUGGGGAACAGCCCUACGAGUGUGAUCAGUGCAGGAAGAGGUUUCAGACCAGCUCCAGUCUCCUCCUGCACCAGCGCGCGCACACAGAGGAGAGGCCCUUCCGCUGCCCCGACUGCGGGCAGGGCUUCAGGCAGAACUCCCAUCUUGUCAUGCACCGACGCAUCCACACUGGGGAGAGGCCCCACGAGUGUGGGGAAUGUGGGAAGAGCUUCAGCCAGAGCUCCAACCUGAUCCAGCACCAGAGGACCCACACAGGGGAGAGGCCCUACGAGUGUGGGGAGUGUGGGAAGGGCUUCAGGCGGCAUUCCUACCUGAUCGUGCACCAAAAGAUCCACACUGGGGAGAGGCCCUAUGAGUGCUCCAAGUGUAGGCAGAGGUUUCAGACCAGCUCCAAUCUCCUCCAGCACUAUUGGACUCACACGGAGGAGAGGCCCUUCCAGUGCCCUGACUGCAGGAAGGGAUUCAAGCACAACUCCACCCUCAUCAGGCACCGGCGCAUCCACACUGGGGAGAGGCCCUACGAGUGUCCCCAGUGUGGGAAGAGCUUCUCACAGAGCUACGACCUGAUCUGCCACCAGAUGAUCCACACUGGGGAACGGCCCUACGAGUGUGGGGAAUGUGGGAAGGGCUUCAGCUGCAGCUCAGAACUCGUCAGGCACCAACGCAUCCACACCGGGGAGAGGCCCUACAAGUGUUCUCAGUGUGGGAAGAGGUUUCACACCAGCUCCAAUCUCCUCCAGCAUGAACGGAUCCACACCGAUGAGAGGCCCUUCCACUGCCCCGACUGCGGGAAGGGCUUCAAGCAAAACUCCCACCUCAUCAGGCACCAGCGCAUCCACGCUGGGGAGAGGCCCUGUGAGUUCCCCACAUGUGGGAAGAGGUUUCAGACUAGCUCCCAUCUCCUCCAGCAUGAGAGGAUCCACACAGAUGAGAGGCCCUUCCUCUGCCCUGAGUGUGGGAUGGGCUUCAAGCACAACUCCACCCUCGUCAUCCACCAGCGCAUCCACACUGGGGAGAGGCCCUACAAGUGUCCCCAGUGUGGGAAGAGCUUCUCACAGAGCUCUGCCUUGACCAGACACCAAAAGAGGCACCGGCUCAGCGUUGUUGAUCGCUGGCACCGAGAAGGUGAAUUUUGGCCUGUCAUUGGGAUGCAAAGGUAUGGUAAAGAAACAGUCCUUCAGAUCCACAAUGAGGACCGGCCAGUCUGCGGGAAGCAUGGUGUCGAGGGAGAGAACCGUAACAUCAGCACCACUGUCAAGAAGCCCACGGAGUCGGAUCUCCGACGCCGCAGUCAGCUUUGCUGCAAAUGUCAUGAACGGCUCAUCAGGCCCCUGGACAAUGGUCGAGAAUGCCUGCCUUGGGGCAAUCAUCUCCAGGGUCUGAACAAUCGCUGCCAUGCCCACCGAGUUGCAUUGAUCGAGCACAAGGUGGUGAAAUCCAGCCUGCCCCUGAGGGUCCUCAUAGGGUCCCUUGCCCAACAGCAUUUCCGGCACAGCUGCACGCCUGGGAUCCUGCUGUCCCAGCUCGGCAUUCUGUGCCACUUGGAGAGUCGCCAAACGAGCCCAUUUGGUUUCAAAAACACCGUACUGCACCGGGUCAAAAAGGGAAUGAGCCACAGCACGGAGAUCGGAAGGCGUCAGCACGUCCCUAGCAACCCUCCGGAGAAUCUGCAUAACUUCGGCAGACCCCACACCAUGCUGAGUAACUGCAUCACGAAGUUCCUUCUCCAACUUAUAAGAUACAGGUUCAUGGGUGCUAUGAGUGACACCCCUGAUCACAGGGAAAGCCUGGAAACCCCCUGGCAAAGCCGCAGCUCCUGCUGCGCCCCGGUCCGUGGGCCGCGCAGGGACAAGAGCAGUUGUCCGACUAGGAACCAGCCGAGAACCAUCCUUCCCUGCACCCCCCGCAGCACCAGCGGAGCCGUAGGGGCCCCCUCCACGACCCCGCAGAUGCCGCAAGGAGGCAGGCUCACACAUCUCAUCGGUCUUAGACUUACAUUCCCACCAGAAACGGCCGGGCUCCUUCGGACGCACGGUCACCUGGCACGGGGGGAGCGUCCACAGGUUCGAUGGGGAGGGGCCACGGCCCCUCAGACCCACCGGCCUCCCACCUUCCAUGCCAGCAGCCGCGCUAAAGGUGAAUACGUCAGCGCCCUGUCGUGCCGCAGCUCCGGCGGGAGCAGCCGCGGCAGACGCCGACGCCGGCACAGCCCGCGGUGCCGGGACGGACCGAAACGAGAUCAGCUCGGGGUCCCUGUCCCCGGCCGGGGGGGCCGGGCGGGGCGCCAAUGGCGGCACGGCCGGCGAAACCCCAUCACUGCGGGGCGGCACCAGGAAACCCGGGAAGCCCCCGAUAAGAGAACAGUCUGGGACGCAAGACGCCACAGCGGGCACUGCCCCCACUGCGCGGAGAGGGGCGGGCCGCCCGGCCCCCAGGGCGGGGUCCGACGGAGCACCGACUGA